CGGGCUGCUCUUCCCGGCCCAGCCGACACCCAGGCAGCACCCAGUGGGGACCCAGCCGGCACCCAGGCAGCACCCAGCUCGGGGGCCCGGGGGUGGGGGCGCCGCCGCAGCCGCACCUGCUGCAGCAUGAACGGGGGCGCCGACCCACCUCUGUUCAUAAAAGACAUUAAGCCCGGACUGAAAAACUUAAAUGUCGUCUUUAUUGUCCUGGAGAUAGGGCGAGUGACCAAAACCAAGGACGGCCACGAAGUGAGGUCCUGCAAGGUGGCAGAUAAGACGGGCAGCAUCACCAUCUCCGUGUGGGAUGAGAUCGGGGGUCUCAUACAGCCGGGCGACAUCAUCCGCCUGACCCGGGGAUACGCAUCUAUGUGGAAAGGCUGUCUGACUCUAUAUACUGGAAGGGGUGGUGAACUUCAGAAAAUUGGAGAAUUUUGUAUGGUUUAUUCAGAAGUGCCAAAUUUCAGUGAGCCCAAUCCAGAUUAUCGAGGACAGCAGAACAAAGGGGCACACAGUGAACAGAAGAGUAAUUCCAUGAGUAAUACUGUAGGCGCAGGUGCAUUUGGACCAGUGGGAAACGGGGUUCAGUCUGGCCCCGAGUCAAGAGUAUGCCAGUUUCCAUAUGCUGGUAGGAGCAGUGGCCGGGGUCCCCUAAAUCCACUCCUGCCAGGGACAGCAAACAGCCAAGCAGCCGUGCCCACAAUGAGUAAUAGCAGAGAUCCUCGGAGAACCUUCAAAAGAUGACCAGAGCCGAAUAGCACGCGACAUGCGUGGCUGUUAACCGCGUGCCCUACUUGAACACUUGACGCACUUUGAUUUAUUGUUAACUGUGAAAGUUGUGGCCUCCCUUGGUUUCCUUAAACAUUUUUGGUUUGUUGACAGGGGCCUUUUGUUUUUAUAGCAAAACUGUAAAGCUGCUCAAGUCUCCUAUGGAAGAAUGGAAACAUUCCAAAAAGGAGGGGCAUUUAUUUUUAGAGCAAAAAGAUGGUUGGAUAUCUUUUAAAAAAAAAAAAAAAAAAAGACUCAUUUUAUGGUGAGUUCCAUAAGACAUCAUCAGCAUUUAUAGCCUCUAUGAGUCUAUCUUCUGUAUAAAUCUUGUAAUGUUAAAAAAGAAGACUUAGUGGGAUAUUUCCUUUGUCUUAAAGUCAGAUAUUGCCGGCUAAAACGACCACCACCAGAACAGAAGCCUGGUCAGUGCUAAUAGCAAUUUUGAGUGUCUGUGACUGCUGGAGCGAUUGAUUGCUUUUUUUAUUGAGAGCCUAUCUUUAGGACUGAAGGAAUCAUCGUAAAUUCUUUGUUUUACUACCAACAUAGACAGAUGUAAACUCAGAAUCAUGGAAAAGAAUGUGUUCUGUAUUGGAACAAGUCCUUUUCAGAAGCAAACGAACCUUCUUUUAAGAUAGUCCUCCUAACUGACCAUGCUAAACAUUAGCGUUUAACUUGAGGGGAUUAUAAAGUUGUAAUAAUCAUGGAUCUGUUUUUUUUUUUUUUUUUUAACGUAGUUAACAUAGUGACGGUGAUUCCAGUUGAAUGCAGGUAGUAACACAGUCUAAGGUCCUUACAGAUACUUAGCCUUGAGCAGAAACUACCUCGAGGUAAUUUAUCUGAGGUACGUGUGUGUUGUCAGAGUCUCUGAACACGAUUCACAAAGCCUUAUCAGCAGAAGCUAAGAGCUCUCUCAAAGCAAAUGCAGCUAUACUCAGAAAUGUAAGGUUGGUUUUAUGUGUGUGUGUGUAUGGCCCCUGGUUUCAUUUAUUCUUGUAGGGUGGAUAGUUGGUACUUUUUUUUUUCCUUUGUUCAAGUUCCGUUCUUCAACAUUGUUUCUUGAAUAAAACGUGUUUAAUGUUAACAGA
Erinaceus europaeus (western European hedgehog) is the source of this 1850-nucleotide messenger RNA. It is a transcript of the gene NABP1, whose product is annotated as nucleic acid binding protein 1. Bases 127 to 741 code for a protein of 204 amino acids. The record is from RefSeq and is a predicted model, not a curated record. Gene Ontology annotation, cellular component: SOSS complex. Lineage: Eukaryota; Metazoa; Chordata; Mammalia; Eulipotyphla; Erinaceidae. Gene Ontology annotation, molecular function: DNA binding. Gene Ontology annotation, biological process: response to ionizing radiation; double-strand break repair via homologous recombination; mitotic cell cycle checkpoint signaling. The transcript has 6 exons.